GAAAGAUUUGCCCUUCGUGGCUCGCACAGACUAACAUAUAAAAGCUGUUAGCAGCUCCUGUAGCCAGCCGCUAGAAAGCUUGCAAAGUUUCUCUCUCCCUCUCCCUCUCUUUCUCUUUGAGGGUUUGUAAUAAGACACACACUUCUUUCCAAGGGUUCACACUAGAGCACAGACAAGAGCUGUUUAACUUGGAAGGACAAUACACUAGGCUUUUUGGUUCUGCAAAGAGAUCUUCUGCUUACCAUAGUGAGUUGAAGUAAAUCUUUGCUCCCCACCCCACCACCAGGGCCCAAAAUGACAGUAAUUUCUGCCAUCAGUGGUACCCUCUUGAUUUCCAUUCUCUGUGAAACAAGUGCAAUAGAGUCACACAACUCCACUGAGCUGUUCUUGUCAGCCAAUAAUUACACGGACGCUGGAGCGGCCUUGAACAUUCCUCCGGAUUCUGCAAGCCCUCCCAAAACCAGGAGGAAACGAUAUAUUUCACAGAAUGACAUGAUUGCCAUUCUGGAUUAUCACAACCAAGUCAGAGGCAAAGUCUUCCCACCAGCAUCUAACAUGGAAUAUAUGGUGUGGGAUGAAAAUCUAGCCAAGUCGGCUGAAGCAUGGGCUGCCACCUGCAUUUGGGACCAUGGCCCUUCAUACCUAAUGAGAUUCUUGGGACAAAAUCUGUCGGUACGGACUGGAAGGUAUCGAUCUAUUCUCCAGCUGGUGAAGCCAUGGUACGAUGAAGUGAAAGACUACGCAUUUCCGUAUCCUCAGGACUGUAAUCCAAGGUGUCCGCUGAGAUGCUAUGGGCCCGUGUGCACACAUUACACCCAGAUGGUUUGGGCCACUUCCAAUCGAAUAGGCUGUGCAAUCCACACAUGCCACAACAUGAAUGUCUGGGGGUCAGUCUGGCGACGAGCUGUUUAUUUGGUAUGCAACUAUGCCCCAAAGGGGAACUGGAUUGGAGAAGCGCCAUAUAAAGUAGGGGUGCCGUGUUCUGCUUGCCCUCCCAGUUAUGGAGGAUCCUGCACUGACAACCUUUGCUUUCCAGGAGUAACAUCAAACUACUUAUAUUGGUUUAAGUAAAAUAGUGCAGCAUCCCAAUAACUAUUCUGGUCAAAUGAGACUGUAACAAAAUAUUGUAUAUUGAACUUUGCACAUAUUGUAUGUAAAUAAUUUUAAUAAUAUUAAUAAUAAUAAAUGUACUUUGUGAAGUAGUUUGAAUAAUUAGAUUUCUGGAUGUGGCAAAAAUCCCCUGCUUAAUUGACAGAGUCACCCUUCCAGAUCACUGAUAGGCGGAGAGGGAUAUCAUAUAUUUACAAAGAGAAAGAAAAGGAAGCUAUAGAAAUGGCAAGUAAUGGAGUGAUCCACAAAUAAUCUUAACUGGAGUACUUGGAUUUAAGGUAAUUAAAUUCUGCUUCCUUAAAAGUCAUUGGGAAUAUAUUUUCUUAUCUUCAAAAACUCCACCAUUACAGGGUUGUAGUGAAAUGCAAUGUUCUGAGUUUUACAAAGGCCUUCUAGCCAAACUGGCAAAAUAGAAGAUAUGUACAAAUCAAGCAAUUUAAGGAAUGCAAAUUAACUCUGUAAUAGAACAAAAUCACCUAUGAAUUA
This is a messenger RNA of Podarcis muralis (Common wall lizard), 1596 nucleotides long. RefSeq names its product peptidase inhibitor 15 (gene PI15). NCBI's taxonomy places the organism in Eukaryota, Metazoa, Chordata, Lepidosauria, Squamata, Lacertidae. The record is from RefSeq and is a predicted model, not a curated record. Gene Ontology annotation, cellular component: extracellular region.